AGUUUGGUAAAGUAGAAUAGAAUAGAAGCAGAAGCACCAACACACCCCUAACCCUCCUUCCAGAAAUUUCAUGUCCAUCUUGCCCUCACAAACCCAAGCCGCAUCUUCGUCUUCUUCCUCUGCGCCAUCUCCUAACCCUAAUCCCCAACAUGGAAUCCCAAUCCAUUCUCUUCCUCAACCCUUCUCUUCUCUUUCCCCACCACUCAGCCUCGCUUUCGGAUCUCUCCAGAUCUCCGAUAACCCAGGUCCAUCGACUCCAGCUGCACAAGAUUCUGGUGGAUCUUCCGAAAAGGUGACAGAAUUGGGGUCUCCAAGUGACAUGAAGGUUUCACCCCAGCAAAACUCUAGAAUGCAUUCUAGGAGUUACUCCAGAAGACGGAUAGGAGCGGUUUCUACUCAUAGACAUCAACAAACUCCUGGGUCUCUGAAUUCUCACGGAAGUGCCCCUUCAGCAGGGAGGAAAGCUCAGAUGGUGAAUGGGAAUUACUUGCUGAAUUUUCAUUAUGACCCAAUAUCUCGUUCACAACCAAGGGGUCCUCCUCCUCCCCCUACAUCAAGAAGGCAGCGGAAGAGGAAACCAUACAACAAAGAUUUGUUUUUGCAGGCAAAUUACAAGUUCAUGGUGCUGGAUUCGGGAAAUUAUUCGCCUGAGUCGAUGGAUCCAGAUAAAAUGUUGCAGUGGGAAGAUAUUAUAUGUGUGACAUAUUUUACUCCCAUUCCAGUUCAGUGUCCAAUUUGUUUGGAGCGUCCACUGUGUCCACAAAUAACCUCGUGUGGACAUAUUUUCUGUUUCCCAUGUAUUCUACAGUACUUGUUAUUAGGUGAAGAGGAUCACAAAGGUGAUUGCUGGAAAAGGUGUCCUUUAUGCUUUGUGAUGAUAUCUGCCAAGGAUUUAUAUACUCUCCACAUCACAGACGUCAAACAGUAUGGAGUGGGAGAUAAUGUUGAGUUCACCUUUUUAACAAGGAAAAAGGAUUCAUUUACUCUGUCACAUAAAAAUAAAAAAGGGACAGAUGUCACAUCACAUGGCGAUGGAGAUUUAUGUGAUCCCUUUUGCAAGUUCACUCUCACGUCAGAUGUGGAUCUCUCCGUGAGACAUGCAAUAUCAGAUCUGGAUGGUUGGCUGGCCAGAGCUGAUUCAGGUCUUGUUGAUGACCUGGAGAAACUUCCUUAUGUUUGUGCUGCAAUGCAACAAUUAGAACAGAGGAAGAGGUAUUGGAAUGAGCACAGGUCUUGUGACAGUGAAAAAUCUUCUAAGCUUAUUGAUUAUGGACAUCAGAUACCAUCAACAGAUGGAAAUGCUGUGGAUACUGAUGAUGAAAAUUGUUCUAAUGGAUCAAGAACUUCCUCUACAGAUUUCCAUGACCAAAGCAAGGUUAUAAUGUUGGAUAAGUCUAUUGCUGAAGCCUGUUCAGAUAAUACCUUGGAUGUGGAGAAAGAAUUAAUAGAGCAGGAAGUGAAUUUAUCUUCUUCAUAUGAGGACAAAAAUGGUAUUGAAAGGCAUUCAAAUGGCACCGGAGAUGCCAAGGAAAAUGAUUCAUACAAUUUCUACCAGGCUGCUGAUGGUCAACAUCUAAUUCUUCAUCCUCUAAACAUGAAGUGUUUACUUCACCAUUAUGGGAGCUAUGAUAUGCUUCCGCACAGAAUAAGUGGAAGGAUCCUGCAAUUGGAGACAAUUACUCAGUCUGAGGCCAUGAGGAGGCGGUAUCGAUUCUUAAGUCAUUUUCCUUUGACCACAACAUUUCAGCUUUGCGAAGUUGAUUUGAGUGAGAUGCUGCCUCCAGAAGCACUGGCUCCAUUUAUGGAUGAAAUAAAGAAACGUGCAAAUCAAAGGAAGCAGCUUGCAAAAAAGGAACGGAAGGAAAAGAUAAAGGCUGAAGCUACUUCUACAUAUUCUCUUCCCAUACCAUUGAAUUAUCAGCUUUCUUCUCGUGAAUCACCUCCGACAUUCUCCAUGGACGACUUUGAAGCUCUGGGAAAUUCAACUAUGUCAUCAAGUCCUCCAGUUGUUGGGGAGAGAAAAUCGUUCUCAAAUGUUACUAGACUUGGUUUUGCUGCUGGUCAUGAUUCUCCAUCCUUACAAAUUCAAGAAACAAGUGGUCUACCUAAUACCAAUAUGACCACAGAUUCUUCUGCUACAACGGGUUUGAGAAACGGGGAGACACAAUCAUACUCCCACGUGAUAUCAAGAGCUGAAUCAAAUACAAGCUUGAAUGUGCCAAAGACAAAUGACUUGGGGAAGAAGGGAAAGAAACCAAAUCGAGUUCUUCUGUCAACAGCUGGUGGUAGGCGUUAUUGAUUACUUGGUCGCCGACCACAUGCCAAAUUAGCGAUUCUCGCUUCUUUCGAAUCUGAUUUCAGGGGAGUUAUUAGCUUUCUAUGUAUUACAUGUACUUUAUGCACCUCUAAUUACUUGUAGAUAAGGGUAGCGUGUGGAGUGAAUAAAUGUUCCCAGCAAUAAACUAGCCAUGACAGUUAGAUGUUCAAUUGAUUGUUCAUCGAGUCUGUAGAACUAUGUGCGACAAAGGAUGAUAAUCAGAUCUAGACACCAUUUCAAUGGGUUAUAAAUUCAUAAGAUUGCAGAAUUAUCUACUAAAUGAUUUAAUUUUAUGAAGAAUUACG
Molecule: messenger RNA, 2622 nt
Organism: Abrus precatorius (Indian licorice)
Lineage: Eukaryota; Viridiplantae; Streptophyta; Magnoliopsida; Fabales; Fabaceae
Product: RING finger protein 10
Exons: 9
Coding region: 71-2299 (742 amino acids)
Biological process (GO): positive regulation of transcription by RNA polymerase II
Molecular function (GO): transcription cis-regulatory region binding; metal ion binding
Source: RefSeq, a predicted model, not a curated record